AUGUCCUCCGAUCUCCUAUCACCCGAGGAACAGGAGGUACUUAGUAUCUACUGGACCAUAGUCGAAGAGCAUCGAGAUCGAGUGCGUGUGGCUCGUGACGCUAUAACCGCGCGCUAUCAAUUAGAGAUGCGCGCACUUGAGGCCGUUGAGGAGAAUCUACUUGCCAACCUCGGUCCAUAUACAGCUUACCACGCUGUUCUCUGUGCUCCAGUCACGACGUUCCAGCCAAAUCACGUCGUUGCGACGAUGAAUCGUCGGGAUGAUAGUGCGAAGAAGGUGCGCGUGGCUAUGAAGGCCGCGAAGCGGAAAGCGGAAAUUCAAGCGCUUCCGUCUGUUGAGGCAGCCCGGGCGUUUCGUGCACAAUUCGAACUUGGUGUCAUUGGCGGUCUAGAGGGGGAAGGAGCUAGCUCGCUGUUUCGUGGGUAG
Peronospora matthiolae is the source of this 426-nucleotide messenger RNA. The record is from the annotation of a GenBank genome assembly. NCBI's taxonomy places the organism in Eukaryota, Oomycota, Peronosporomycetes, Peronosporales, Peronosporaceae.